Molecule: messenger RNA, 546 nt
Organism: Lithohypha guttulata
Lineage: Eukaryota; Fungi; Ascomycota; Eurotiomycetes; Chaetothyriales; Trichomeriaceae
Exons: 1
Coding region: 1-546 (181 amino acids)
Source: RefSeq, a predicted model, not a curated record
AUGGCUAGUCCUCCUCAGCACAGUGACCUAGCCGGAAACGCCACUGUCAAUUCUACGCAGGCAAAUCUCAAUGCAUCCUUUGCUCCUAGGGCUAGGAAAGCUAAGGUAACUACCUAUUCUCAAACGGAAGACUCCCAUGAAGCUGCUCCACAGGAUCCUCGCAAACAAGUUCAAACCAUGUCACCGCUCGAGAAAAUGCAAUACGUGAUCGUAAUGCAGACUUUCCGAGGCGAUUGGACUAUCAACGAGCAAUUGCUUGAAGUCCUAUCUAACCACCCUACAAUGAAUUUCAACGGCGAAGCAAACGUCUUUUCCGCAACCAGAAAGGCGUAUGGCAGCCACGCAAGUGAACCCAUCCCAGAGAACUUGAUCAACGACGCUCUCGGGACAGCUCUAGCUAUCGCCUGGUUGGAGAAGGUCAUGAACAACGAGGAAGAAGUCUGGGAAAUGGUUGUCAAGAAGGCUAGAAAUUGGCUUGAAGAACAUAUUGGGAAGGCAAAGGCAGACAAGCUCAUUGAGGCGGCGAAGACAGUCUACAGAGUUUGA